Messenger RNA from Galleria mellonella (greater wax moth), 1799 nucleotides. RefSeq lists its product as uncharacterized. The transcript is spliced from 2 exons. The record is from RefSeq and is a predicted model, not a curated record. Bases 145 to 1185 code for a protein of 346 amino acids. Gene Ontology annotation, molecular function: DNA binding. NCBI's taxonomy places the organism in Eukaryota, Metazoa, Arthropoda, Insecta, Lepidoptera, Pyralidae.
UGUCAAACGUGUUCACUAUUACUCUGACUCUGGUAACGUGACUUCCUGGUAACGUGUUAGGUAGGAAAAGCAGUAAAAAAGUGCAUAUUAAGGGAGCAGAUUUGAAAUAAUAUUUAUACUUAACAAGAAAUAAUUAAAGGUUCAAUGGGGAGACCUAAAGAUUUACGCAUAUGGGAGCACUACCGUACUUUACCAAACAAGUCUGUUUCUUGCAAGCUUUGUAAUAAGGUCUACAAAUUCAGUAAUGCUGCCAAAAUGCUUCAACAUCUUAUCACUUGUCCAAAAUCUCCAGAAACAUUAAAAGACUCUAUGAAACUUAUAAAAGAUAGCUCGUCCAAAACCAAAAUGUCUGGACUGUCAGAGAUAGAGACAAAUGAUUCUUUUAUAAGCCCCUCGUCGUCUGCUAACACUACAAUAAAUGCUGAGUUUCAAGACACCGAUGAUCAUAUAAAAACAGAAUUAGCGAGAGCUAUAUUUGUAACAGGGACGCCAUUAUCGAUGGUGCAACAUCCUUUAUGGAUACAAUUUUUCGAAAAAUUGCAACCAAAAUUUAAAAUACCUUCACGUAAAGCUUUAGCGACAAAAUACUUAGAUAAAAUAUAUAGAGAAAUGCGUUUUGAGUUAAAUGAGGAACUAAAUGCUUGUAGUUACUUACACCUUCAGUGCGAUGGCUGGUCUAAUUUAAGAAAUGAAGGAAUAAUAAACUUUCUUAUAUCAAAACCUCAACCUGCAUACGUUAAAAGUUUGAAUACAGAAAGUAAUCCUCACACUAGUGAAUACCUUAGCCAAGAAGUUGAAAAAGUAAUGAAAGUGUAUGGAGCAAAUAAGUUUCUUGUACUUAUUGGCGAUAACGCUAGAAAUAUACAAAAGGCAUUCGAAUUAACAAAACUCAAAUAUCCACAUGUUGUUCCUCUCGGUUGCUGUGCACAUAUCCUUAACUUGUUGUGCCAAGAUAUUGUAAAGAUACAAGAAGUAACUGUGUUUAUUAUGCAAGCCAUAAAUAUAAUAAAAACUGUUAAAAGGAGUCAACGAUUAAGUUCCUUGUUGAUAAAAUCAAGGCAGGGUGAAGAUUCUACACAAACACUAAAAUUGCCUUGUGCUACAAGAUGGGGAAGUCAUGUUACUUCGUUAAAAAGUUUGAAAGCAAAUAAGAUAGCUUAUUAUUUAUUAUUAAUUAACAGUUAGAGAAGAUGUGGUAAUUUCAAGAGAUAUUAAAGAUUUAAUUCUAAGUGAUGAUUUCUGGACGAAGACAGGGGAAUGUAUAAGUAUUUUGGAACCAGUCACUGAAAGCAUAUUUUACUUAGAGAGCGACCAGAAUCGUUUGCAUCGCACAUACAUUACAUUUAGAGAUGUACAAGCUAAGAUACGUUUUGCAUUAAAUGAGAUUUCGACAUUGAGCGAAGAAAGCAAACAGCAGAUUCUAACAUCAGUAUCUUCAAGAUGCAAUAUGGCAAUGAGGCCAAUACAUUUUGCAGCAUAUAUUCUAGACCCCAGGACUCUAGGAGUCGAACUUACUCAAGAGGAAGAACUUAAGGGUAUGGAGUUUAUCUACAAUUUAAGCCAACACUUAAGUUUGUCAAAUGUAAUGGCAGAUUUGGCGUGUUAUAAAGCUAAAGAAAACUUUUGGGCCAGAGGAUUUGUAUGGAGCUCAUUAGAUAGCAUUGAGCCCCUAAUAUGGUGGAAAGGUAUUUGUGGUUCCACUGAGUUAAGCAAAGUAGCGAUUCGUAUUCUAUCAGCUCCCUGUACUUCGGCAGCCACUGAGCGUUCCUUUAGUAUCCAAGGCUACAUACAUAAUAACA